UCGCGGCGGCAGCGGGCGGGACGCCAUCAUGCCCCUGUAUUACGAGGACAAGCUGGAGGGCAGCGCGUGCGCGGGCAUGAAGGAGGACCUGGGCGAGUGUCUGCUGCAGUCAGACUGUGUGCUGCAGGAAGGAAAAUCUCCUCGGCAGUGUUUGAAGGAAGGACACUGCAAAGCUUUGAGGUAUUCGUUUUUUGAGUGUAAAAGAUCAAUGUUCGAUGCCCGAUCAAGAUUCAGAGGAAGAAAAGGAUAUUGAUACCAUUAUGUUGAAACCAAGAUGAAAACAACAAAGGAUUACCU
This is a messenger RNA of Galeopterus variegatus (Sunda flying lemur), 297 nucleotides long. Its product is annotated as cytochrome c oxidase assembly factor 5. The transcript has a single exon. The record is from RefSeq and is a predicted model, not a curated record. Gene Ontology annotation, biological process: mitochondrial respiratory chain complex IV assembly. Gene Ontology annotation, cellular component: mitochondrion. NCBI's taxonomy places the organism in Eukaryota, Metazoa, Chordata, Mammalia, Dermoptera, Cynocephalidae. The coding region runs from base 29 to 253 and encodes 74 amino acids.